AUGAAGUUCGCCGGACUUGCUGCUUCCCUCGUCGUUGUGGGGAUUGUUCUUUCUGCCCCCAUGCCUAGUCAAACUGGCAUCUCAAGCGCUGUAUCCGGCUUGGAAGGUACUGCUAAAAACGUGAUAAGUGGUGUGGCUGGUGAAAAGCGUGAUGUUGACUCUUCUGGUGCAUCUACCUCUGAUGUUUCGGGCUCUCUCGAAGGUGUAACUGGCCUCGUUGGCAGUGCUGCUGGUACUGGUGAGAAUGCACUUACCAAUACAGCCUCCGGUAUGUCUAUUGCUAUUUUCAUCAACCGAUGCCACCAUACUAACCCUCCGUGA
Molecule: messenger RNA, 321 nt
Organism: Penicillium taxi
Lineage: Eukaryota; Fungi; Ascomycota; Eurotiomycetes; Eurotiales; Aspergillaceae
Exons: 1
Coding region: 1-321 (106 amino acids)
Source: RefSeq, a predicted model, not a curated record